UUANUAACUGCAAUUGGGAACUUCUGCAUAUGUUCAAUUGCUGUGGGGAUGGUUAUUGAGAUCGUUGUUAUGUAUCCCAUCCAAGAUAGACCCUAUCGUCCUGGAAUCGAUAACCUCCUUGUACUUCUGAUCGGAGGAAUUCCAAUUGCCAUGCCCACGGUUUUGUCUGUGACCAUGGCCAUUGGUUCUCACAGGCUAUCUCAGCAGGGGGCUAUCACAAAGAGGAUGACAGCCAUUGAAGAAAUGGCAGGCAUGGAUGUGCUUUGCAGUGAUAAGACUGGGACUCUGACAUUGAAUAAGCUUACUGUUGACAAAAAUCUAGUUGAGGUUUUUGCAAAAGGAGUGGAUCCAGAUACUGUUAUUUUGAUGGCUGCUCGAGCUUCGAGGCUUGAGAAUCAAGAUGCAAUUGAUACAGCCAUAGUUGGGAUGUUAGCUGAUCCAAAGGAGGCACGCGCUGGUAUACAAGAAAUACACUUUCUUCCUUUCAAUCCUACUGACAAGCGGACGGCAUUGACCUAUCUUGAUCAAGAUGGUAAAAUGCAUAGAGUAAGCAAAGGUGCACCAGAACAGAUCCUGAAUCUUGCACACAAUAAGGCAGAGAUUGAACGUAGAGUUCAUUCAGUGAUUGACAAGUUUGCAGAGCGUGGUUUACGAUCUCUUGCUGUAGCAUACCAAGAAGUUCCAGAUGGAAGGAAAGAGAGUGCUGGAGGUCCAUGGCAAUUUGUUGGCCUUUUGUCUCUCUUUGACCCACCAAGGCACGAUAGUGCGGAAACCAUACGUAGAGCACUAAACCUUGGAGUAAAUGUCAAAAUGAUUACAGGGGAUCAGCUAGCUAUAGGAAAGGAAACAGGUCGUCGCUUGGGAAUGGGUACCAAUAUGUAUCCUUCAUCAGCUUUGCUUGGGCAGGACAAGGAUGAAUCCAUUGCUGCCUUACCAAUUGAUGAACUAAUAGAAAAGGCUGAUGGAUUUGCUGGUGUAUUUCCUGAGCACAAGUAUGAGAUUGUGAAACGCUUGCAAGCUAGGAAACACAUUUGUGGAAUGACUGGUGAUGGAGUGAAUGAUGCACCUGCUCUCAAGAAGGCAGACAUUGGUAUAGCUGUUGCUGAUGCUACUGAUGCAGCUCGCAGUGCAUCUGAUAUAGUUCUAACAGAACCGGGCCUUAGUGUUAUUAUUAGUGCUGUUUUGACCAGCCGAGCUAUCUUUCAGAGAAUGAAAAAUUAUACAAUUUAUGCCGUCUCAAUUACAAUUCGUAUUGUGCUUGGUUUCAUGUUGCUGGCUCUUAUAUGGAAGUUUGACUUUCCACCCUUUAUGGUGCUUAUUAUUGCCAUCCUGAACGAUGGAACUAUUAUGACAAUUUCAAAAGAUCGUGUAAAACCAUCUCCUCUGCCAGAUAGCUGGAAGCUAGCUGAGAUAUUUACUACUGGUGUUGUGCUUGGAAGUUACUUGGCGAUGAUGACAGUCAUAUUCUUUUGGGCAGCAUACAAAACAGAUUUUUUCCCACGAGUUUUUGGAGUCGCAACUCUUGAAAAAACUGCUCAUGAUGAUUUUAGAAAACUUGCGUCUGCAAUCUAUCUUCAAGUGAGCACUAUUAGUCAGGCUCUUAUAUUUGUAACUCGAUCACGAGGUUGGUCAUAUGUUGAGCGUCCUGGUUUAUUGCUGGUGGUUGCUUUUAUAAUUGCUCAGCUGAUUGCCACUUUGAUUGCAGUAUAUGCCAGCUGGAGCUUUGCUGCAAUUGAAGGAAUAGGUUGGGGAUGGGCUGGUGUUAUAUGGUUAUAUAACAUAAUAUUCUACUUCCCACUUGAUAUCAUUAAAUUUUUAAUUCGCUAUGCUCUAAGCGGUAGGGCAUGGGAUCUUGUCAUUGAGCAAAGGAUUGCAUUCACAAGGCAAAAGGACUUUGGAAAGGAACAGCGUGAACUUCAAUGGGCACAUGCUCAAAGAACAUUGCAUGGUCUACAACCACCUGACAGCAAGUUCACUGAGCGCACACACGUCAGUGAACUCAAUCAAAUGGCCGAAGAAGCUAAAAGGAGAGCUGAAAUUGCCAGGUUGAGAGAACUUCAUACACUAAAAGGUCAUGUAGAAUCAGUUGUGAGAUUGAAGGGACUUGACAUAGACACAAUUCAGCAAGCAUACACAGUUUGAAUAUGCUUAUUAUAUAUUUGCAUAGUUAUACUGUAAAGAUUUACAUUCUAAUGUUGCUGAGAAGAAUAUAAUGUAAUGAUUACACAUGUUCAACUUUAAAGUCCUUUUUACUCUGCAGUUUGUUUUGAGCACUUAAAUGAGUGCUUUUGUGAGGUUAAUUUAUGAGAUCUUGUUUCUUUUUAGUUAUCA
Messenger RNA from Vigna umbellata (rice bean), 2331 nucleotides. NCBI's taxonomy places the organism in Eukaryota, Viridiplantae, Streptophyta, Magnoliopsida, Fabales, Fabaceae. The record is from RefSeq and is a predicted model, not a curated record.